CGUCUCUCCCCCACACACAUUACAUACACCAAGAAGUCACCCACCACCAUCGAUUCUCUCUUUAUUUUCCCUUCCAUAAAAACAAUCUAAAUUCGUUUGAGCUCAAUAGUUCAUUAUCUUCAAAUCCUUUAGCUUAGACGAUUGUUGUUUCAAAUUUCUAAUUGAUUUCAGAAAAAGGGGAUGAUUAUCCGUAUUUCUCUUACCUGUUAGAUACAAAUAAGUGACUUUUGCAUGGGAAAAGAAUGCCAGAUUUGCAAGUUGGAGUUCGGCGAUCACAGAGGGUCAAACAAAACCAGAAUCCUUCUGGUGUAGUUCCAACUGCUCGGCGUGGUGCUGGAAGAGCUGGUCGAGGUAGAGGCUCUAGAGCAAUGAACCAAGAUGAAAAUGCAAAGCUUUUAGGUGGUGGAGUACGUGGUCGGGGCCGUGCAGUUUUGGACAUGCCAGCGAGACAGGCAGUUGAGAGAAGUGCAGAAAAAUUGGCUGCUGGAGAAGAGGAAGGAAGAAUAAGUCCGCUUCCUGAGAGGGUACAACUUGGCAACUCCCCUGUGUACAAGUUGGAGAGAAAGCUAGGGAAAGGGGGUUUUGGUCAAGUUUAUGUUGGAAGAAGGGUUUCUGGUGGUGCAGGUCGUACUGGGCCUGAUGCCGUUGAGGUUGCUUUGAAACUUGAGCACAUGAAUAGCAAAGGAUGCAGUUAUGGCCCUCCUUAUGAGUGGCAAGUGUAUAGCACUCUCAAUGGUUGUUAUGGGUUACCAUUGGUUCAUUAUAAAGGUCAACAAGGCGACUAUUAUAUACUAGUCAUGGACAUGCUUGGACCUAGCCUCUGGGAUGUUUGGAACUCUAAUAAUCAAACGUUGUCUGAGCAGAUGGUUGCUUGUAUAGCAGUAGAGGCAAUAUCAAUUCUAGAACAGCUCCACUUAAGAGGUUUUGUUCAUGGGGACGUUAAGCCAGAGAACUUUUUGCUUGGCCAGCCUGGGACACCCAGUGAGAAGAAGUUGUAUCUAAUUGAUCUUGGUCUGGCUUCGAGAUGGCGGGAUGCAACUUCUGGUCGUCAUGUUGAUUAUGACCAAAAACCUGAUGUUUUCAGGGGAACUGUUCGGUAUGCUAGUGUUCAUGCUCAUUUGGGUAGGACGGGUAGCCGAAGGGAUGAUCUUGAGUCCCUAGCAUAUACCCUCGUAUUCCUCCUCAAAGGAAAGCUUCCUUGGCAAGGUUAUGUUCUUCAGGGAGAAAACAAAGGAUUUCUGGUUUGUAAAAAGAAGAUGGCAACUUCUCCUGAAAUGCUUUGUUUCUUAUGUCCUCCUCCUUUUCAACAAUUUCAUGACAUGGUGACCAACAUGAGAUUUGAUGAAGAACCCAAUUAUUCAAAACUCAUUUCCCUUUUUGACAACAGCAUAGGCGCCAAUAUCAUGUUGCGACCUAUUCUAACUGAUGGAGCUAUUAAGGUGGGCCAGAAGAGGGGAAGGUCAUUUGUUGAUUUGGAGGAUGGUGGGCAGCUCAAAAAGAAAGUACGGCUUGGUACUCCAGCUACACAGUGGAUCUCAGUCUAUAAUUUCAGAUCGUCAAUGAAGCAGAGGUAUCACUACAAUGUUAUGGAUUCAAGAAUUGACCAGCAUGUGGUGAAAGGAAAGGAAGAUGGUUUAUACAUUAGUUGUGUGGCCUCAUCUUCAAAUUUGUGGGCUAUAAUUAUGGAUGCAGGAACAGGGUUUACAUCCCAGGUUUAUGAAUUGUCUCCCAUUUUCUUACACAAGGAGUGGAUAAUGGAACAGUGGGACAAGAAUUACUAUAUCACUUCUGUUGCUGGCACAGCUAAUGGUAGUGCCUUGGUUGUUAUGUCAAAGGGGACUCCUUAUACACAACAAUCCUACAAAGUUAGUGAUGUAUUUCCUUUCAAAUGGAUCAAUAAGAAGUGGAAAGAAGGCUUCUCUGUUACCUCUAUGACCACUGCAGGUAGCAAGUGGGGCAUUGUAAUGUCCAGGAAUGCUGGUUAUCCUAAUCAGGUCGUUGAGCUUGAUUUCCUCUAUCCCAGUGAGGGGAUCCAUAGAAGGUGGGAGAAUGGGUAUCGAAUUACAGCAACUGCUGCUACUGCAGAUCAAGCUGCAUUCAUACUUAGCACUCCCAAGCGGAAAUCACAAGAUGUGGCACAGGAAACCUUGCGGACUUCUGCAUUUCCUAGUACUCAUGUCAAGGAUAAAUGGUCAAAGAAUCUGUAUAUUGCAGCCAUCUGCUAUGGGAGAACAGUAUCUUGAACUUGGAACCUUGGGAGAGAAACCACACAUGCAAACAAGAAGCAGGUUGGUGGUUUGCAUGGCAUCACCUUUGACUGGGCUUUUUAAAGAAUUCCAAAGUGUUGGGAGUAUGCAAAGAUGAGUUGCUUUGCAACCUUGUCGGAGAACUUCUCCAAUAUUGGCAGCCUUGUGAUGAGCCAGCAUGACCUUUUAUAUCAUGGUUCACUUUGGCUGUUGAGAACCAGAGAAUUUGUACAGUUACCAAAUACAGAGGAAUCUCUAUAUAAUCUUUUGUAAUUGGUAUUGAACUCUGAGGAUUUUGUUUCCCAGUUUAAAGCAAACAAAGCCUCUUACACAGUUGAAGCUUAAAACAGUUGUUGGAUGACAAUAUUUAAGGGGUUGCGAGGAAAGGUUUAUCACCCCAAUUUAAUGUUAUGUCGCUGACAUGGCCAAUGAAAUGGAUGGCUCAGCUAUCAUUACAUUUAAUUUUUUUUUCUUGCUCAACUGAGCAUCGCUUGGAUA
Messenger RNA from Manihot esculenta (cassava), 2744 nucleotides. Its product is annotated as casein kinase 1-like protein HD16. NCBI's taxonomy places the organism in Eukaryota, Viridiplantae, Streptophyta, Magnoliopsida, Malpighiales, Euphorbiaceae. The coding region runs from base 243 to 2243 and encodes 666 amino acids. Gene Ontology annotation, biological process: endocytosis; signal transduction; peptidyl-serine phosphorylation. The transcript has 19 exons. The record is from RefSeq and is a predicted model, not a curated record. Gene Ontology annotation, cellular component: nucleus; cytoplasm. Gene Ontology annotation, molecular function: protein serine/threonine kinase activity; ATP binding.